Molecule: messenger RNA, 1256 nt
Organism: Perca fluviatilis (European perch)
Lineage: Eukaryota; Metazoa; Chordata; Actinopteri; Perciformes; Percidae
Gene: ttc9c
Product: tetratricopeptide repeat domain 9C
Exons: 4
Coding region: 157-837 (226 amino acids)
Molecular function (GO): protein binding
Source: RefSeq, a predicted model, not a curated record
CAGUAACGCUGCGUGAAGUUGAAGUUUUGACCACUUCUUAAGAAAACAAGGAAGCGCUUGUACGUUAUAGCAGCAGAAUGAUUGUCGACUGCAAGAAGUAGCUGUCCGCUGAUUAUCUUAUCAGUGGCGUAUAAGCUAACUAGCUCUCCUGCAGAAAUGGAGGCUGGGAGAAGAGAUGAGAGUCUGGAUGUGAGGGGAGCAGCAGCAGCAGCAGCAGAACCAAGCUUUUCUGGACACCAACAGACCUCUGCAAAGCCGGUUUGGACUUUACUAGAGGAAGCAGCCCAAAUGAAAACGGAAGGGAAUGCUCUCUACAGGGAGAAAAACAUUCGCCCAGCCAUCGGGCGUUAUCACCGAGCUCUGCUGGUUCUCAGAGGCCUCGACUCUGAUGUGAUGGCGUCAGUGAAAGGGUUUGGACCUGAGAUACCUGCUCUCGCACCUGAACAGGAGGCUUUUCUGAGAAACACACAAGUGGACUGCUACAACAACUUAGCUGCCUGUUUGCUGCAGAGACAGAGGGUUGACUAUUCUCGUGUGCUGGACUACAGCCUGCGGGUGCUGAAGUGGCGACCAGGUGAUGUCAAAGCAAUGUACAGGGCAGGAGUAGCCACUCUGGAGAUGGGAGAUGCACAGACUGCCAAACAAUACCUCACCCAGGCCUGCAGAGAGCAGCCUAAUGAUGCCAAUGUUAGGAAACAUCUGCAGAGGGCUGAGGAAAAACUGAAUCAAGAGUUGCAAAAAGAGAGGGCCAUGUACCGAGGCAUGUUUUCCACCAGCCUGAAGAGCAGCUCCGGAGAAGGGAUUAACCAAACCAACAGAGCUGGUGAAGGAGUUUGAGCCUGCCAGCUCAACCCACCAAAUGAAGCCUCAAACUGAGAGAGCGUGUUGAUCCUCAACUGAUCACCAACUGAAGAAUGUUGACACAUCUUGAAUAAUGUUGCUUUGUCUCCUUUAGGUGAGAAUAGGAAAGUAAGAACUGUAAUUAUACAGACUACUGGGAAGCAGUCAAUAGGAAACUAAAGAUGUCACUGCUGAAAAUAGAAAGAAGAGGAUGGGAAAGUUAGUUUCCUAGCAACACAGAAGCAGAGCUGUAUUUCAGUUUGGAUAUUUCAGAAAAAUGCCACUGAAAGCUAAAAUGAGACUCGUCAUGCACUACUGAUUAUGCCUUCAUGAUUACAGGUGUCUGGUCAGUGCUGUGAAUGUUGAUUAUGUGAGUUUUCAAGUAAAAUAUUUUUUUAUAAAUAACAUCCAAGCUC